CGUUAAGUGUGACUGGACAAACGGAGAUGCUUAUGUCACGAGCCCUUAUUUCCUUUUACUCGAUAAUUAUCCUCGUGGAUAACGAUUAAUUAAAAAAAUAAAUGACCAAAAAUAAUUAAAAAAACCCCUUCAAAUUGAAAAGGAAUUACACUGCUUACCACAUUAGCCACAUAAAAAUCUAAAGAAACAAAACAAAAAAAAAAUCCCCAAAAAAUUUCCAACUCGAGCAGCACAUCCCAAAAGGCAAAAACCCUUCCCGGUCCAGUGUCCACAGUUCCCGCAGCGACCGCCGCAUGCAUCCUCAUCCCCCUUCAUCUUCUUCCUUUCGCCAAUAAUAAGGGGAAAUAAUCUUCUUCUAUCCAUCCACAAAUCGAAAGCAGACAAGCUCAUAGGAUCCAUAUAAUCACUCAAUUCCACACCCAUCCACCAAAAAAAUUCACAAUCCCAAAUUCACCAACCUAUAGAUCUGACAGUGUGGGGAAUUAAAAUGUUUGCUUUGACGCUCGGGGGAAGAGCUGGGGUAGUAGUGGGUCUGGUAGUGGUGGGGCAUUUGGGGGUGGGUUUUGCGAACAUCAAUCAGAGGUCGAUGGAUGGCACCCGCGACAACGAGAUCGUGAUGGGAGGGUUUCAGCAGCGGCAUAGCUUGGGGAAGAAGAGUGGUUCGACCGGCCGGAGAGCGUGGAGUGUGUGACAAAGGUGAGGACGAUCGGAGAAGAAAACUGGCGGUGAUUUGCAUGGGAGGCGGUGGUGGAGAUGAAGGGUCACCUGAUGUCGUAUCCGGUGGAAGUGGAUACUAUGGGCCGGGUUGUGCCGCUUCCUGGGUUUGCGACGUUUCCGGAUGUUGGUGGGAAUAUCUUGGGCUCGUAUAUAUCGUUGCUACAGGAUCUGAAUAUUUGGGACCCAAGGAAGUGGAAGCUGCCAUGGGAGGAAGGCGAUUGGGGGUGCAUUCGCGCAGUAGAGAAACAGAUUGUGCAAAUGGCUAGAAGCCGCCGACAGCGGUUAAAGAAGAGAAGAAGACGAAGUUGGAUUUAGAUUAUGGAAAUGGCUAGAAAUCGCCGACUGCUUCUGGUUCGGUGGAAAAGAAGAUCCUUGCGCCGACAGAGUACUACCCCAAGGCAGAGAGGCUCGAAGGCUGGAGGACGCAAAAUCGGGGGAUUUGGGGAAGAGGAUUUGCGGGAAUGGGGAAGAGAUUUCACCGCUUCGAUCGGAAAAGGGUAGAUGGAUUCGUGGGAAUGGAAAAGUUGGGGAAGAACCCUAAAAUCGGAAUUGGGGAAGAUGGUCGUGCGAAGGAGAUGGGGUACAUGAGGGUAAUUUUUAUUAUUAUGAUGUAUAAAUAUUAAAUAAUUGA
Messenger RNA from Linum trigynum, 1348 nucleotides. The record is from the annotation of a GenBank genome assembly. NCBI's taxonomy places the organism in Eukaryota, Viridiplantae, Streptophyta, Magnoliopsida, Malpighiales, Linaceae.